This is a messenger RNA of Carassius gibelio (silver crucian carp), 4583 nucleotides long. It is a transcript of the gene uckl1a, whose product is annotated as uridine-cytidine kinase 1-like 1a. The transcript has 15 exons. NCBI's taxonomy places the organism in Eukaryota, Metazoa, Chordata, Actinopteri, Cypriniformes, Cyprinidae. The record is from RefSeq and is a predicted model, not a curated record. The coding region runs from base 318 to 1961 and encodes 547 amino acids. Gene Ontology annotation, cellular component: cytoplasm. Gene Ontology annotation, molecular function: ATP binding; kinase activity.
GCCCACACACUGCGAGCGAGUUUCCAGACACAAAGAAAAGUCGUUUUUCUAUUUAUUAAAAGGUUUCUCAAAUACAUUAGAGUGGUCGGUAACGAUCAAACCUCAAGGAUUACUCUGAUAAAACAAAAGCAGAUCCCAGUGUUUAUCUACAGAUCUGUGCUUUCUUGGGGAGGCGUGCGUUUUUCCCAGUGCAUUCAGAGUGCGAUGAUGUCUGCCCUCUCUGUGACCCACGCUUUGUGCUUCAGCUGUGAUUAUUAGCUGGUUUAUCUGUGUUUGGCCGUUUGAGCUUCAUCGAGAAUGUGACCUUUAUUGCUCAUAUGGAAGACAGCCGUCAGACUAUUUUAGCUGAUAUGAGCACGCUGCCCGGAUACACAGGGGCCAGAAUAUCAGGCUGCUGGGCACUCCGUACAGAUGGAGGUGGAAGUGGUGAAGACUCUCUGGACAGACUCCUCCCUGCGGUCAGCACCUCUCGCAGGAAAAGCAGCACCCUGGGUAAAACCGAACCUCCACUGCUCCGCACCGGCACACGUACCAUCUACACAGCCGGCAGACCGCCCUGGUACAACGAACAUGGAGCACAGUUUAAAGAGGCCUUUGUUAUUGGUCUGUGCGGUGGCAGUGCCUCAGGAAAAACUUCUGUAGCCAAUAAAAUCAUUGAAGCUUUGGAUGUUCCUUGGGUGGUUUUGCUAUCUAUGGACUCAUUCUAUAAGGUUCUGUCUCCAGAGGAACAAGCUCUGGCUGCCCGUAAUGACUAUAACUUUGACCAUCCUGGAGCUUUCGACUUUGAGCUGCUUGUGACCACGCUGCAGAAACUCAAACAGGGAAAAAGUGUAAAAAUCCCAGUCUAUGACUUCACUACACAUGGACGCCAGAAAGACUGGAAAAAUGUUUAUGGUGCCAGCGUCAUUAUCUUUGAAGGCAUCUUGUCCUUUGCAGACAAUGAGCUCUUGCAGCUGAUGGACAUGAAGAUUUUUGUAGAUACAGAUUCAGAUAUCCGGCUGGUACGGCGGCUGAGGAGGGACAUCACAGAGAGGGGGCGGGACAUUGAGGGGGUCAUUAAACAAUAUAACAAAUUUGUAAAACCAGCCUUCGAGCAAUACAUCGAACCCACCAUGAGACUUGCAGACAUCGUAGUGCCACGUGGUGGAGGUAACAUGGUGGCUAUUGACCUGAUCGUUCAGCAUGUUCACAGCCAGCUAGAAGAGCGUGAGAUUAGUGUCAGGGCACUCCUGGCCACGGCCCAUCAGUCCCAGCCGCUUCCUCAGACUCUCAGUGUAUUGGAAAGCACACCACAGGUCCGCGGUCUGCACACCAUCAUCAGGAACAGAGACACCAGCCGUGAUGAGUUCAUCUUCUACUCAAAGAGACUGAUGCGGUUGCUUAUUGAAUAUGCGCUGUCUUUCUUGCCCUCCAAGGCCUGUUUCAUCCGGACACCACAAGGCCAAGAGUAUGAGGGUCGCAGAUUUAGUGGGAAAGGGAUCACAGGUGUGUCUGUUCUCCGGGCCGGGGAGACCAUGGAACCUGCUCUGAGAGCCGUGUGCAAAGACGUCCGUAUCGGCAAGAUUCUGAUCCAGACUAAUCUAGAUUCAGGAGAACCAGAGCUGCACUACCUGCGACUGCCCAGAGACAUCAGUGAGGACCAUGUGAUACUGAUGGACAGCACCGUUUCCACAGGAGCGGCGGCCAUGAUGGCAGUGAGGGUGUUGCUGGACCAUGAUGUCCAGGAAGACAAGGUUUUGUUGGUGUCUCUGCUGAUGGCGGAGCUGGGUGUUCACUCAGUGGCUUACGCCUUCCCUCGUGUCAAAAUCAUCACCACUGCUGUGGACAAGAGUCUAGACGACCUCCUUCAUGUCAUUCCAGGCAUAGGAGACUUUGGUGACCGUUACUUUGGGACAGAUGGGAUUUCAUCAUGGAGUGACAAAGAGCAGCAAGAACCGCAUAGCUGCUCACCGGAGGUUUGACCCGCUGCUCAAGCAAUUCAGGCAGCUGUGGAUAGCGAGGAUCAACACUUACCGUAAUUUCAUAAAACCAGCCAGGAACAAAAAUAGAUUUGCUAGCACACUCAUGAGGUGCAGUAUUUGUCGCACUUCAUUUUAUGACCGUAUGUUCAUGAUAGGAUCUAAAAAAGAUCUAAAAAUUGUUUUAGCAGUUAAUAAUUUAAUUUACAUUUGAUAUUUUAUUCUGGAGUAUUGUUUGUUCCUUAAACACUGUCACAAUAGUUCAAAACGUUCAAACUAGACAUUUAUAUAUUUUCUAAAUAUUCGUUUUUACAUUUGUAUAAAUAUACCAAUGACUGGACCCAUAUGGCUGUUUAUCGGUUUUACACAUUCAGCUUAAAUUAUGUUUAUGUCCCUCAAUUCAACAUCGGUUCUACAAUUUUAUGAGAAAUUUCUGUUUGAUCAUUCUUGAGGCGGCUAUCUCCAAGAGAGCAGGUUGGAAGAGUUUUUCCCCCACACGUACUGCUGCAGCACUAACACCAGGGGGCAGUACAUCACUCCUGUCUCAUCGUGAUCUUGCAGGUUCAGUAAGGACAUUUCAAAACCAACUAUGGAACUCAAAAGCAUUUGGGGAAAAUGUAUUGUUCACUCAGGAGUUUAGAGACAAUUGAGCUAAAAUGUUUCUACAAUCUUAAUAAAACAUUAGAAGAAGACCUUGACCUAGCCAUGACCUUAGUAGCUCAACAGAAUAGUGACUAGAGUAAACUUGAGGUGUUUUUGUUGAGAAACCCUGAGAGGAAACAAUUGCACAUAUACUAGCUACCUUUGGGUGAAGGUGAAGGGUUCUUCACUAAGAGGUACUGAAAACAUUUCUAUUGCAAUGGAAUAAUGAAUGACCAAGUAAAAAGUGUUACACGGAAAAAGUCAUAGAAGGUUAGAAAAGAUAGAUGUGACAUCUGUUUCAAGAAAAUGGAGGAAACUUGGCAUACACAAGUCCUUUUAAAGAUCAAAUUGUUUUACCAAAUUAGGCAACUGGAAUCAAAGGGCAGCUGUCAAAGAAUUAACCUCGAAUGUUUGGCUGAAUUUAACCAGACAACAUCAAUCUCUUAAUUUAACAUUUUACAGGUGUGACUUAAUUAGCUUGAUGGAAGAGACAGAAUCUGACCCAUCUGCAUUUAGGACAAAAUAUAUUCAUAUAUUUCCCAGUAAACCCACAGCUAUGAAGUAGUUCCAGGUCUGUUGACUGCAUAACAGUUCAGUGUCACUCCGCUACACUAUUUCAGUUAUUUUGUUUUGUGGUGCAUCGUGGUUCUCUCCUGAAUGUGUGACGGAGACUGACAUGUAAGAGAAUAAAUAGUUUUUAUUUUUGUGUUUUAAUUCAUGGUUGAAGCACUGAUGUUACGUGGAAUAAUGUAUCGAUGUCCUUCUGGGACUUCAGUUGCGUUGCAGUCUAUGCAGGGUUAGAAACCAUUACAACUACUAGGAUAAAAAAGACAAUCAAUUAACAUGUUUUCCAUUAUUAUAUUUUAUUACCUAUAGAAACAAGCUUCUUUUCUAACAAUCGCUUUCUCAGUGUUGCCAGGCAUGUUAAUUAUUGAAUAUGUAUCAUUUUGACCUCUGUGUGGAGAUGAAAUUUGGACCUUCCCACUAACGUAUGCCUAGUUAUUUAUCUGUUGUGGUAAUUUGCAGUUUGUGUCCAAAUGUUGUUGGUAGAUAGCUGUAUUCUGUAUGUUUGACUCGUGUACGAUCAUUUUCUUACAAAUAUGAUGUGUUUUUAUCGGGAAAUAAUUUGUGGACAUGAUAUUAAAUUAUUAAAAACAAGUCAGGUUUUUUGUCCCUAAAGGGUUAUUUCACCCAAAAAUGAAAAUUAGCUCAUUGUUUAUUCACCCUCAAGCCAUCCUAGGUGUAUAUGACUUCAUUAUUUAAGACAAAUCCAAUUGAAAACUGUUGUUUCCCUUCCAAGCUUUAUAAUGGCAGUGAAUGGGUGAUUUUUGUCAAUGGUUUAAAAGAAGCCAAAUAAAGUGCAUCCAUCUAUAAUAGAAUGUGCCUCAUACGGCUUUGAGGGGUGAAUAAAGGCUUCCUGUUAGUGAAUUGAUGCAUCGAUAAAUUAGUCCACAUAACAUCAGUGAUUCAACUAUAAAUUAAAACACAAAAAUAACAACAAUUUCAUAGUGUGAAUACUUUUUUUCAGGGACUGUACAAGGCUGACAUUGCAGACUAGUGAGACUGGGUUGCACUCUCUCUAGGUUGCUACAACAUGCAGACACUUUCUCCAGUGUUGCUGGAGCUCUGAAACAUGGGUGACAUCUUGACUUAGCAGAGCUCUCCAUACAUUCUGGAUUCGCCUAGACAACAAACUGGUCUGCGACUGCAGCCUCAAGGUUAACCUGUUACUAUGGAAACAAGUCAGCCAAUAAAAAAACAGCAGACGGUUGCUAUGUUGACUGCACCCUUUUUGUUUUAAGGAUGACCUAUUUUUUUUUCCCAGAGCAAGUCAGAUGCAUGCUUGUGACACCUUCACACAUAAACACACACAGGGACAGAGUAAGAGAGGUAGGAAAGCAGGUUACACUUUUACAAACACAAGUUCAUGUGUUCUGGUAGAGGAUUUCAAUGAAAUAAAAGAAAAAAUCCCAUGACCUCCUC